AUGAUGAAAACCACUCUUUUCGUCCUUGCCGCCCUGGCCAUUGUCUGCGCACAGGAAGCGCAAAAUGCCCCACCUCAGGGACAGAAAGCACCCGUAGAAAUAGUCAAACAAGACUCUGAAGUUGACGUCGACGGAUACAAAUUUGAAUACGAGACAAGCGACGGUACAUCCAGGCAAGAACAGGGCGAGUAUAAGAACGACACUGACCAGCAAGGUCUCCUGGUGAGGGGUAGCUACAAAUACGUCGCUCCGGACGGCCAGCAGAUCUCUGUUUCUUUCGUCGCCGACAAGAACGGCUACCAGCCCACAGAACAAAACGGAACUCAACAACAACCCGCUCAGGCUUAA
Bombyx mori (domestic silkworm) is the source of this 348-nucleotide messenger RNA. RefSeq names its product cuticular protein RR-1 motif 24 (gene CPR24). Gene Ontology annotation, cellular component: chitin-based extracellular matrix. NCBI's taxonomy places the organism in Eukaryota, Metazoa, Arthropoda, Insecta, Lepidoptera, Bombycidae. Bases 1 to 348 code for a protein of 115 amino acids. The record is from RefSeq and is marked provisional. Gene Ontology annotation, molecular function: structural constituent of chitin-based larval cuticle. The transcript is spliced from 3 exons.